Hordeum vulgare subsp. vulgare (domesticated barley) is the source of this 807-nucleotide messenger RNA. RefSeq lists its product as uncharacterized. Gene Ontology annotation, biological process: regulation of DNA-templated transcription. NCBI's taxonomy places the organism in Eukaryota, Viridiplantae, Streptophyta, Magnoliopsida, Poales, Poaceae. Gene Ontology annotation, molecular function: DNA-binding transcription factor activity; DNA binding. The transcript has 3 exons. The record is from RefSeq and is a predicted model, not a curated record.
AUGUGGGCAACCACGACGGGAUGGGGCGGUCGGCACGACGGCGAGGACGGGUUCCUCGACCAAGGAUGUAGGAUGGGAAGUUGGAAAGUUUUUGGGGCGAGGGAAGGUGAAAAUGAAAAUGUUGUGACAUCGAAGAAGGGCCAUGGAGGACGACGUGGGCAUCCGUGGCUUAUCCGCGCGAACCCAAAUUCAAACCAAAUUUGGAUUUGGCGUGCGGCGCUCGGCGCGCACUAUAAAUCCAACGCCUCUUCCACGCGUCCUUCUACCGCUCCCACGCGCCCCUCGCCUCGCCACGCGCCCUCUGCUGCUAUCUCUCUUGCCUCGCCGCCGCCGCGCCACCGUGAAACUUCGAGCUACCGCGGCAUCCGCGCGCGUCCCUCCGACACCUUCUAUGCCGAGAUCCGCUCCGGCGACAUGCGCCUCGGCUUCGGCACGUUCAACAGCUUAGAUGAGGUUGCCCGCGCGUACGACGCUGCGGCGUGGCACCUCGACCGGCCUCGUAGGGACAUGAAUUUCCUCGAGGUGAUGAUGCGGGAGUGGGCGCAGCGGCUCGCGUCUCCCCCUCGGGUUGUCACCGAAGAGGACCGUCGCCAAAACCGGAGGCGGGAGCGCCGCCUCGGCAUCGCUGAGAUGGACGAACAUGCCAUGGCGGAGUGGCACUAACAGUUCCCGUAGGACGUCCUCGACGAGCGUGCAUUCUUCGCGCAAAGGAGGGUGAAGAAGAGGACGAAGCAAGUCGCCUAUCGUGAGGACAGACGUACGCGGAAGCAAGCCACAUUAAUGUGUAUCGCGCACUCUAAAUUUUAA